Molecule: messenger RNA, 976 nt
Organism: Podarcis raffonei (Aeolian wall lizard)
Lineage: Eukaryota; Metazoa; Chordata; Lepidosauria; Squamata; Lacertidae
Gene: C1H2orf80
Product: chromosome 1 C2orf80 homolog
Exons: 8
Coding region: 410-943 (177 amino acids)
Source: RefSeq, a predicted model, not a curated record
UCAUUUAUCAACCAGCUAUCAGUGUUUCAGAUAAAACAUUUAGCUUUGAAAUCCAAUGCCUUGGCAUGUAAAAGGAUCUCUUGCACUCUGGCCCAGCAGCUCAGCCCAACGGGGAGCUGCUUGCUAGUACUGUAUUCUUUUUCUUAAAAAUUCAGUUCAGCAAUAUUGUGUUUCUAAGCAACAGACAAGUGGUUCAUUCUCUUGCUUUCCCUGAGCAAGGCUUUCAUUUCUGUUAAGGCUCAGCAGGACAAGCAAGAAGAGAAUAACAUCAUCUGGACAGAAGGCUUUUCUAAUGAUACCAAGUCAACGAAAUCCAGAACCUGAAUCUUUUUAAUAACCAUUGCGUGGGAAGAGUUCUUACCUAACUGGAACUUUGCAACUGGCACAUGGAGAAAGAACACACAAAUUAAUGGAGAGAAAACGUUUGAAACAAGAGAUUGAAAAACUGUUGGGAGAUUAUGUUGGUGUCAGACUUCGGGAAAAUGAAUUUGACCCACAAGGAAAGAGGAAGACUACCUUUCUAGAUGACUUGGCUCACUAUGACCUGGCCAUAAAUGUUGCCUUACCUUGGCUCAAUGAUUCAGAAGCUCAAAUGCCUUGGGGAAAAGAAAAAAGGCAACUACCGUUUCAUCGACGAUACGGUUAUCCCAACCGAAUUGAAAGAGAAGCUAUGAUUUUAUCAUCUUAUGCCGGGAUGCUAAUGAACAGCAUUCCUGUUGAAGAUGUCAUUGGGAUUUAUACCACUGGAGCCUGUGCAACCCACUGGCAGAGUUCUGCAAAAGGCCACCGAAUUCAUCCUUGCAAUCUCUCACUGCAUCCUUUUGCCAUGUUGACCGCCCCCCAAGCUGCAGAACAUGCAAGGAAACAGAGUGUCAAGUUCCACAGGACAGAAGCAAACAGAAAUGCCACCAGCAACUCAAGAAAAACAAUGGACACAAUUUAGAAACAACCAGAACUUUUAGGUUUUUCAAGAAAG